CCUGGUGGCUGCGCGCGCUCGGCCCUGCGGUCCCCGGCCCACUAUGGCUCCCAAAGGCGGCUCCAAGCAGCAGUCCGAGGAGGACCUGCUCCUGCAAGAUUUCAGCCGCAACCUGUCGGCCAAGUCCUCCGCGCUCUUCUUCGGGAACGCCUUCAUCGUGUCCGCCAUCCCCAUCUGGUUAUAUUGGCGCAUAUGGCAUAUGGAUCUUGUUCAGUCUGCUGUUCUGUAUAGUGUGAUGACCCUAGUAAGCACUUACUUGGUAGCCUUUGCAUACAAAAAUGUGAAAUUUGUUCUCAAGCACAAAGUAGCACAGAAGAGGGAGGAUGCUGUUUCCAAAGAAGUGACUCGAAAACUUUCUGAAGCCGAUAAUAGAAAGAUGUCUCGGAAGGAAAAAGAUGAAAGAAUCUUGUGGAAGAAGAAUGAAGUUGCCGAUUAUGAAGCUACAACUUUUUCCAUCUUCUAUAACAACACCCUCUUCCUGGUCUUGGUCAUUGUUGCUUCCUUCUUUAUAUUGAAGAACUUAAACCCCACAGUGAACUACAUUUUAUCCAUAAGUGCUUCCUCAGGCCUCAUCGCCCUCCUGUCUACUGGCUCCAAGUAGACUGUGUCAGCCCAGCCCCCUGGCUUUGUGUCUGUGGGUGGCCUGUGUACACCGAAAAGUAGCAGGGUGGUUGCGGGGUGGGGGCGAGAAACACAAGAUGUUUUUAUAGUCUGGAGUUUGAGGGUUUGAAAAACCAACAAAAUGUAAUUCAAUAUUUGUUUAUUGGCUCUUUUUUGGCAGAUCGUUGAAAUUAAAUGAAUUGAAAGGGAAACUCAGAGUACCAGGACAUUUAUUAAAAGACAAAAAUCGUCUGGCGAUGUGCUAUAAUCACAAGAGGAGAAAAUAACUUGUUUCCUUAAUCUGUCAGAGGUCACAGUAACCUGAGUGAGCUGUUAUUAGUUAUAAUAGUAGCAAGAAGUUAAUAACUGGUUCUGUAUGUUCCAAGCACAAUAUUACAACUUUUUUUGAACCAUAAAUAUCAGAAUGAAUCCUCUCCUCCAGGGGAUUGAGAAGCCUCAUGUUUAUAAGUCUCUGAAUUUGUAAUUUGAAAUAACUGAUUGAAGUUAAAAACAUGGGUUCUCCAACUUGGAGAAGAAAAACUUGUGGAAAAGUUGUUUUUUAAAGAAGAAAGGCAGCCAAGGUAAUAACCUAAAAAUAGUACCCACGCACAUGGGAGGUGUCCUGUGGGUUAAAGCACACACUGUUCAGCUGCAGAGCUGUGGCCCUGGGUGGCCCGGGAGGUCAGCUCGACCCCACCUUGUUGGUUUGACCAUUAAGAGCCUGGAGUCAUUGUUUUCCUUGAGCAGAGUCUCACCCCACUGGAGGAAUGUUGAGUAAGAGAGAGACCUCUUUCCUGAAUAUUGACGUGUAAAAGACCAAAGUAAUUUUUGUUCCAGAAUUCUAACACUCCAAGGAGUUACAGUGGUUUUAGUGCUUGUUAGCAUUUUUCCAUUAGGACUGUCACAAAUUUGACCCUUUAGUCCACGGGUUCUCAUAUAUUGUGAACAAAACAUUGAUCUCUUCAGCCCUUGGGAGUCCAGCUGAGAGCAGUCUCUUGCAUUUUUUAACCAGUGUUGGUACAGAUACUAUCAUUUUCUGUGUGUGCCAUGAUUUGAGAAAGUUUGGAAAGCUCUUCUUGAACCUAUAUCAACUUAAAAGGUUAUGGGAUCACAGGUGAUCAGUCGGUUUCAUGUUCCUAUUAGCUUUUGACCACAUCUAGUAAUUUCCUACAAGCAGUACCUCAAAGGAAAUAUCAUAUUACUAAUUCCUAAUCCUAAGUUUAAUUUUUAGUUUCCACUUCUAUAUUUAAGAUGGAUGUUGCAAAUAACAUUCGCUAUUUUAUUUAUAAGUUUAUAGAAAGGUAUUCAUCCGGAGUUCAUCUUGUACUUCCGUGCUAUUGGAUGUUGUGGUAGGCCACAUCCAAGAACUUGGAAGGAAGACAGGCAGGAGUAUAUUUGCAUAGUGACCCAGAUCCUCAUUGCCUUCAGUUGAGGAUUAUAUUUCAUCAUAGCUUCUAGAAGUUUGCAGUUCUUUCCUUUGGUGCGUUAUUAUCCAUUUACCAUCACCGAGAUGGAGUGAACGGGAAAGUCAGAAGAGAUUCGCUGCAGGGUAGUUAGUGUCACACAUAAGAGGUUUUUAUUAUUAUUUUUUAACUCUUUUUUUCUGUGGAUAAAUAACGGGUCGUUAGUUUGACUUGUGGCAUGGAGUUCAUGUACCAAAUGCAUUUGCUUACUUGACAAAAUGACUGUUUGACAAACCAUCGGUGUGGACUGUUGGUUACCAGAGCUGGGCCAAGUACCUUUUUAAAUAGCCAGUAAAAAAUUGCCACUAGAUGGCAGUGCCUGUAUAGAUGGGGGAGAAUUGCCACCAUUCUCAGUCUAAUACAGUGUAGCUGAGAUGGGGUGGUGAGAUAGGGGCAUCAGCUUAAUAUUCUUCACAUAAUUUCUUUUGAAUUAAUAAACAAUAAUUUGUAGAAAAGCAAGUAUGCAAAGUUGGAUUUUGGCCCUGAAUUUUUCCUAUAGCACUUUUUGUUUUCAUCCUGAUAACAGUUUCUAGGUUUCUGUACUCUGAGAUAAAUUUCUGUGCAUAAGUGUAUAAAGCAUAUUCUCACAGUUCCACAGUCUUCAUUAAGGGUAUACUGCACCGGGACUUUACUCUCGGGAAAUGCAGAACAGUAAACAGCGACAUGGCACAGGGAAUGUGAUGUGCUGAGUCUGGGUCAGUAAGUAGAAACCUGCUGUUGUAAAAUUUUCAUCCUAAAAAGACCCCAUGUCUAACACCACUACAGUAAAAGGGGUUCUGCUGUAAUUGAGAUGCAAAGUGAUUGAAUUCCUUUUUUUCUCACUCCUUGUGCUAAGUAGAGCCUUGAAGGGUUGGAAUGUUUACAUUUCUCUAUUUUUAGUUUCCUCAUUUACAACUUAAUAAAAAUCUUGGAUUGAAAUUAUUCUUAGCCAGUAAAGAUUUACUGGUGGUCCUGUUUGGUGUAGUAUUCUAAUGUGGAAAGAAUAAUUUGAAACAAGAUUUGAGGUUAACUGAAAUAGGGAGGUUGGAUUCAUACCCAAAAUUCUUGUGAAAGGUCUUGCUUAUUAAGUAUCAUUAAACUUUGAUUUUUAAAAUUUA
Molecule: messenger RNA, 3160 nt
Organism: Diceros bicornis minor
Lineage: Eukaryota; Metazoa; Chordata; Mammalia; Perissodactyla; Rhinocerotidae
Gene: SSR3
Product: signal sequence receptor subunit 3
Exons: 5
Coding region: 44-601 (185 amino acids)
Biological process (GO): SRP-dependent cotranslational protein targeting to membrane
Cellular component (GO): endoplasmic reticulum; membrane
Source: RefSeq, a predicted model, not a curated record